Molecule: messenger RNA, 801 nt
Organism: Didymella exigua CBS 183.55
Lineage: Eukaryota; Fungi; Ascomycota; Dothideomycetes; Pleosporales; Didymellaceae
Product: YebC-like protein
Exons: 2
Coding region: 1-801 (266 amino acids)
Cellular component (GO): mitochondrion
Source: RefSeq, a predicted model, not a curated record
AUGCCUCACGUCCACGGAAAGUCCCGAAAAUGGGCGACGAUCAAACACGACAAAGCCAAGAACGACGCCGGCAAGAGCAAGCAGCGCUCCCUCAUGACCCGCGACAUCACCAACGCCGUGAAGCAGGGCGGGGCCGACCCGAACAUGAACGCACGCCUCCACCUCGCCAUCGCGACCGCAAAGAAGAGCGCCGUGCCAAAACAAUCCAUUGAAGCCGCCAUCGCGCGAGGCCAGGGUCUCUCCGCCACCGGCGCUGCGCUCGAGAACCUGACCAUGGAAGCCAUUCUUCCCCCCUCGAUUGCCACUAUAAUAGAAUGCCAGACGGACAACAAGCUGCGUGCGCUAGCAGAGAUGAGACUGAUUGUCAAGGAAGCCGGUGGCCAGGCCGGACAGAAAGUGCUGCACAUGUUCGAGAAGAAAGGCCGGAUAAUACUCGCGAAGAAGGAGAAUGUUGGUGUGGAUGAAGUGCUGGAGCCUGCACUGGAUGCUGGUGCAGUAGAUGUCAUCGAGGAUGAUGAGGGCCGCGUGGUUUUGUUCACUGAGCCUGCGGACACAAACAAGAUUGCUGAGUCCUUGGCAAAAGAGCUGGACAUGGAGAUUGAAGAGAGCGAGAUCAUCUACGAUCCCAACGAGGACUACAAGGUCCCGCUGGACGACGAGGGUGCGGCCAAAGAGCUGAGUGAACGUUUCUUGGACAAGCUGCAGGACGUCCAGGGGAUACAGGGAGUCUACAUGAACUGGAGCAAAGGUGCCAUCUCAGAUGAGAUCUGGGAGGAGCUGUCGAGCAAGGUCAACGUUUGA